AGUUGUUUAUCAAUCGCGUGCGUUGCUGGAUGUGCGUGUCCGUUGCUCGCAGAUUAACGAUCGACAUCUUCUGUUAGUUUUUUCGUUUUUUUUUGUUUGUUGAUUCUUUUUUUUUUAUUGUUGAUGAUAUUGUUGUUGUUGUGAACGAUAAUUAAUAAAUUGAAACAGUUAAAACAAUAAGAGUGCGAGGGGAACGAAUUGAAAAUUCCUCGCGCCUUAUGCAAAUUGAAAUUAAUCAAUUUAAAAGUUGCGAAUUCUUAAAAAAGCAAAAGUGAGAGCAAAAACAAUAAAACCACAAAUAAAAUUGGCAUAAAUAAAUAUUAAAUGAAGUUUAAUUUAAAUUUGUGUUUUGACAUUCUGUGAGUUUGGAGCUAGCAGCGUUUGAUAAAGGUUCCAUUAAAAAAACAAAUAAAAAUUAUUAACGUUUAGUAGACACGCAACAUCAGUUCGGUGUGUUUGAAGCAGUGGCAACGACAUGUGCAGCAAGUGCAACGGCCACAGCGAUCGAAAAGAAUAACUUUAAAAACUUCAGAAAUAACGAGUGAAAGUUUUAACUGAGAGACAAACAGAGGGAGGGGAACAACGAGAGAGAGAGAGAGAGGGAGAAAGAGGGUGGGAGUGGGAGUGGGAGAUCUAGUAACGAUACUCUCUCUCUUAUCCAAACGAACGAGACAAUGCACGACUCGCCGGUGUUGGGCCAACGCUAAGUGAAGAGCGUGUUAAGUCCAUGCACGACAAUUAGUUACAAAUUGAAACCCAUUUUCCCCCUGCAAGCUGAAACGGUGUUGAAAAACGCGUAGAAGAGAAACGAAUACAAAUACGAAUAGAACGAGUUGAGAAUCGAGAGAUUCAAUAAAACGAUCGAUUAAACCUUGGGCGCCAUGGCAAUGCUCGAGGCGCGGCCGUACAGGCCAUUCAAGUCCAGUGAAGAGUACCUGGAGGCGAUGAAGGAGGAUCUGGCCGAAUGGCUGAGCACCCUCUAUCCGGAGCUGGAAAUUAAGGCGGAGAAUUUUAUGGAUCGCCUGGAUACGGGCGUGGCGCUCUGCAAGCACGCAAAUUAUGUGCGACAAGCAGCCGAGGACUAUUUGGCCCGCCGACAGGCGCGCAACAAAUCAAUGACACGCUCCAUGACUUCCGGCUUGGCCGGACCGAUCCUCGCCCUGGGCAACGUCUACUAUCUGCCCGCAGCCAAGAGCGGCACGUUCUUUGCGCGCGACAAUGUCUCCAAUUUCAUAACCUGGUGCAGAAAGAGCCUGAAGAUCAUCGAGUGCCUAUUGUUCGAAACGGACGAUCUGAUCAUGCGCAAGAACGAGAAGCAUGUGAUACUCUGCCUGCUGGAGGUGGCCAGACGUGGCGCCAAGUUUGGCAUGCUAGCGCCGAUGCUUGUGCAAAUGGAGCGACAAAUCGAUCGCGAAAUCGCGGCCGAUAACAAAGCCAACGGCGUUGGUUGUGGCACACAAACAAACAACGGCUGCUCGGAGAGCGGCACUCAAACGGAGGCGCCACCUAUCGGCGACGAGUGUGUGGCCAACGAGACGGAUCUGUACGACAGCGAUACAGAGAACGAGGAUGAGAACGACAAGGAUCCGAUGCUGAUGUACGGACCCCAGCCACAGAUCAUAACCAACGAUCUGAAGAGCCUCGACGAGAUGGUCAGAGAUUUGGUGGAGAAGUGCACAUGCCCCUCACAGUUUCCCAUGGUGCGCGUUUCCGAGGGCAAAUAUCGCAUCGGCGACACCAAAGUCCUCAUCUUUGUGCGGAUCUUGCGCUCGCAUGUGAUGGUGCGCGUGGGCGGAGGCUGGGACACGCUCUCCCAUUAUCUGGACAAGCACGAUCCCUGCCGCUGUCGGGCCCAGCAUCGCAGCUCGCUGCAGGCGCGUCUGAUGAUCCGCAACACGAGCAAUUCCGGCAAUGGCAUUGAGCUGCACAAGGCGCAUGUGAUAUACGAACGCUCACCACCAGCAGCUCGACGCGUGUUAUCGAAUGGCGCAACUGGUUCCGGUUCUGGUUCCGGUGCCGUUUCACCAGCCGCUGGCGCUGGCGGCACCUCACCCAAUGCCAGUCUAGCAUCCAAUGGCGGCAGCGCCGUCGCCGUGAAGCAUCGCAGUCGCAGCCCGACGCCACAGCGCAAGUUCUUGAACCAGACAAACGGAUUGGCCCAGACCGGAUUGGAGCCGUUGCCGGCGGGCUCGCCCUACCUGGCCCGGCGCUCCAUGUCGCCCAGUCAGCGGCGCAUCAACGAUAUGCGCAAGAAGCAGAGCUCGCUGGACGGCUACAGCAGCGGACCGAAGUCCCUGCCCGCUGGCUCGGGCGCAGGAGGCGCAGAUGGGCAGGAGGAGUCCACAUCAUCAUCGUCGUCGUCGUCGUCGUCGGCGGCAACGGCGGCAACAGUCGCUGCAAUCGUCCAGCCCGAGCAGAGCAACAAGUUCGAGAACAUCAGCGACAAUGGCAGCGAGAUCAGUGACGAGGGCUACCGCAGCCUGGGCGUCAUCCAGUCGAAUGCACAGAAGCGCGAGUCCCUGCACAGUCAGGCCUCCAUCGAGGACGCUGAAACGAAUGCGCGUCUCGAUCAAACGUCAAGCGACUCGCAGAGCUCGCCCACGGAUGAGCACGAGCAGGAGCAGGAGCAUGACCGGGAGCAGGAGCAGGAGCAGGAGCAGGAGCAGGAACCAGUGCCUGAGGUGGAACUCAAGACGAAUUGUGUGCAGGAGGCAGAGCCGGUGCCAGACUACUCCAUCUGCGAGCUGGACGGACCCCAAUCGCUGCCCGCUGUGCUGCCCUGGCGCAAGACCGCCUGCGUCAGCAAGUUCGAGCAGUCCGGCGUGUUCAUUACGGAUGAUGAGAUUACAGUGACCACAGAUCCAGCAGAGGCGGUGCCAGUGCCAGUGGCAGUGGCAGAACCAGAGACACAGGCAGAGGCAGGCGGCAACAAGGCGCCGCCGGCAGCGGGUCUCAGCAAGAUACCGCGCUCGCCCCUCGCCAGUCGUCGGCGCCGCAGCAGCAUCGACAACAGCACCUGCGGCAGCAGCAACGGCGGCAGUCUGCAGGACUUGCACAGCAUCAACCGGAAGCAGCCCGUCUAUCAGUCGGUGCGUCGCCCGCCGGCCACGCCCAGACCGAAGGCCUCGCAGCUGCCGCUGGUGCGCGACGUGACCAAUACGUGGAGCGGACGCAGUGCACCCCAGAAUGGAAUCGCCGCCAGCAAGAAGCGGCCCACCAUCAAUCCGGACACGUUUGCGCCGCCCACUGGCGCAGCCGCUGCGACGUCCACGUCGCCGUCGCCGUCGCCCUUUGAGCGCGGCAGCAAGACGCGCCACUCGCAGAUCCUCUACGACAGCAACGGACGGCGGGUGCGCGGCGGCUGCAGCAGCUCGCUGACGACGUCGCCCGUGAAGAACCAUGCCGCCUCGCCGCUGGCCCAGCAGCUGCUCGAGGCGGCGAGCAGUUCCAAGAAUGAUGCACAGAUUCUGGAGAAGAUGAAGUCGCUGCUCUAUCGCUAUGCCGCCGGCAAUCAACAGAAGCAGCAGCCACAGCAGCAGCAGCGGUCGGGCAAUGGCAAGAAGACGCCCGUCUACGAGGACUUCACAUCGGCCUGGGUCCACAGCAACGGCAAUUUGGAGCGCUCCGAGAGCUGCUCGCCGCCGGCCAAGGCGCGCUCCAAGCGCAGCUCGGCCGCCUCCUCCUGCGGCAGCAACAAUUCAGCUGGAGCUGCCGCUGCCGCUGCUGCUGCAGUCAUAUCGCCACGCAGGGAGCGCGGCCUGUCCAAGAUUCCGGCACCAGUGCGUCAGCACACGGAGCUUUAUUAACGGCGCGCCAAGGCGCAAGCCAGGCACAGCCCGAUCACAGUGAAGCACGGGCGCCCUAGACCAUAACUAAGCUAAAGGAAUUGUCCGUCUAUAUGUCUGGGUGGCUUGUUAGAUUGUAGCGAACGCAGCCGUUCCAAUAGACCUCAGCAAGCUAACAACAUACUCGUCUCUCUCCACACAAAUAUAUAUAUAUAGAUAUAUACAAGAAUACAGGAAUAGGAACUGAAGGAAAGGGAAAAGGAAAAUCAAUAUAAACUGCAACUGCCUCAUUAGAUCCCCAGGAACUCGGCCAAUCCAUGCACCAGUGCCAGCAGCAAUCAUAUUCCAGAGAAAUCCUUAAGCCAGCCACGUCUACUCGCUGUUCUUGCUGAACGCUCUCUGCUCUACGCUAAACUCUUACUCUUAACUCUUAACAUGUCAGCUUACUCGUUGCUGUCACUCGCUGCUACGUCUCUUUACAAAUAACGAGUGCAGGCGGUGUUUAAGAGCUGUACUGCAGCAAUGCUUCCAUUAGCUUCACGGUCGUCACUCGUUGCAUUUCUAUCAAGCGAGUGACGAGUGCAGCUAAGCUCUCGUCUCUCUCGUUACUCUCCUGGAAAGUAAAUUGAUCGCUACUCGUCACAUUUCUAUCUAGCGAGUAAACAGUAAAGCUUAGCUCUCUUACAGAAGUCAAUGACUCGUUCACUCGUUCUACUCGCUCGUCUAGCAAGUAGCUCAAUCGCUACUCGCUACUCGCCACUCGCUACUCGUCGUGAUUGCUUGUGACCUGCGUGCCGUGCGAUGCGUCGAGAACCAAACAUUUACAAUCCAAAAUUGAGACUUUCAAAUUACAAUUUUAACGUUUCCUCUUCUAUAUACGGAUAUACAUACAUAUAUACGGAUUUUUUUCGAAUAGAACCUAAAGAUAAGAUAGUUUUUUUUUGGCAUACAAAAUCUUAAGGAACUCUGAUGCAUUGCUCCCGUGAUAGAUCUUAGAAGCAAAGAAAAUAAAAAAAUAAAUAAUAAUAAUAAUAAUUAAAAACAUAGAAAGCGCAUAAUUUUCUAGAAGUUUUACGAUUAGUGUACGUACACUCACACACCCACGCUCACGGCAUGCUGUGAGUAAAAGAGAGAGAGGAAGAGAAACAAUUUGUAAAUAGGAAAAAUAAUGGGAAAGAAAAGAACUUUUGCCUAAUUAAUUGGGUUUAUGUAAUAAAAGGUAACUAAUUAGGACUGAUUGUAGAGCAUGCAUGUGUGUACAUGUAUGCGUAUGUGCAUGUGGCGUGUGCGUGUGUGUGUGUGUUUAUAUAUGUGUGCGUACUUAAUUAUUUCCAGCAUAGCCUUAAAAAGAAAAUGGAAAAUUUAUUUUUAUACGCAAGCCAUCAAAGCGAAAAACGAGGGAAUAAAAUGAGAAAAUUUUAAACAAAAACAAAAUUACGAUUUUACAUGACGACGUAAAGAUAUACAAACCAUAAGAAAGGAGCAGACAUAAUAAAAAACAACAACACUAUAAUAAUUACAAACAACAAUAAUAAUAGUUAAAAGCACAGUUGAGCAUUAGUUAGGAUUGUUAGAGCAGCUGUCGAAGAACUUAAUGAAUUUUGGUGCUUUAUAUAGGUCAGGCAGACACCGAAGAUAAUUUCCAUAUUAUGCCCCCAAAUCAGAACUAUAUAUAGUACAUAUAUAAAGGUCACAAAAAGUUUUCGAAUUUUAAGUGGAAUGCUUCUUAUACUAUAUAUAAACCCCAUAUAACUAAAAAAAAAAAAAAAAAAAACUUAAAAAAACCCAUAACCGAACUAUGUAAAAGCCUAAUAUAAUAUUUCAUUUGACCACAAAAUAUUAGAAUAAUUUUAAAUAUAAAUAUAAUUUUUUUUUUUUUUGCUUUUUGUAAUAGCAAAGUUUAGUACGUCGUACCUUUAUAAAGCAGCAUAUAAAAAUAUAUAGCAUAUAUAUAUAAUUUCAAGUCAAGUUUCUGUUAAACAAAAUGUAUCCAACGCAAGCAAACCACAUAUAUCUAUAUGUAUGCGAUUAUUCUCUGCUAUAUCUAAGAGCCUAAGCUCAUAACUAUAUAUAUAUAUAUAUAACAAAACAAUAUAUAAAACAAAAACAUGAACAAGAAAAAGAAAACAACAUAUGUAGAUCAAAUCGAAACAAUAACACUACAAAUUUCAUUUCAGCAAAAUGACAAUUUAAUUGUUUACACAACACGCA
This is a messenger RNA of Drosophila mojavensis, 5996 nucleotides long. It is a transcript of the gene pigs, whose product is annotated as GAS2-like protein pickled eggs. NCBI's taxonomy places the organism in Eukaryota, Metazoa, Arthropoda, Insecta, Diptera, Drosophilidae. The transcript has 11 exons. Gene Ontology annotation, biological process: protein localization to microtubule plus-end; regulation of microtubule polymerization or depolymerization; microtubule bundle formation. Gene Ontology annotation, molecular function: cytoskeletal adaptor activity; microtubule binding; actin filament binding. The record is from RefSeq and is a predicted model, not a curated record. Gene Ontology annotation, cellular component: microtubule plus-end; cytoplasm; stress fiber. The coding region runs from base 882 to 3806 and encodes 974 amino acids.